Messenger RNA from Hansenula ciferrii, 741 nucleotides. RefSeq names its product Polyadenylate-binding protein, cytoplasmic and nuclear. Lineage: Eukaryota; Fungi; Ascomycota; Saccharomycetes; Phaffomycetales; Wickerhamomycetaceae. The coding region runs from base 1 to 741 and encodes 246 amino acids. Gene Ontology annotation, cellular component: cytoplasm; ribonucleoprotein complex; nucleus. The record is from RefSeq and is a predicted model, not a curated record. Gene Ontology annotation, molecular function: mRNA binding. The transcript has 2 exons.
AUGUCAUCAAAUCAAGAAGUUUCAGUUCCAACUAAUAAAUUAUAUGUUGGUAACAUUGAAUACAGUACUACUAAAGCUGAAUUGAAAGAUUUAUUCAAAGAUUAUGAAAUAUUUAAAAAUGGUAAAACAGGUAAACCAAAAGCUAAAGGUUAUGUUUUCGUUACUUUUAAUGAAUCAGUUAAAGAUUUAGAUGAAAUUAUUUCAAAAUUUACUGAUUAUGAAUUUAAAGAUCGUAAAAUUUAUUUAAGUCGUCCAGCUCCAAGAGAAGAAGGUGAAACAAAAGAAAUAAAAACUAAACCAAUUGAAACUAAAUCAACUGAAACUUCAUCAAAACCAGUUAAAAAAUCUUUUAAACCUCAACAAUCAAAGGAAAAAAUUCCAUUUGAAAAAGGUACAAAAUCAACAGAUACAGUUUAUUUAAAAAAUUUAGAUUUCCAAACUAAUGCUAAAGAAUUAAGAACUUUUUUCACUGAAGAAGGUGAAGAAGUUAAAUGGGUUUCAGUUCCAUUCAAGAGAUUACCAGGAUUUGUUUUGAAAAAAUUAUCAUCACAAGGUAAAGAAAUUGAAAAAAGAAAUAAAGGUUAUGCAUUUAUUAGAUUUAAAAUUAAUGAAGAUGAAUCAAUUGAAGAUAAAGUUUCUAAAUAUCAAGGUAAAUUAUUUAAAGAACGUGAAUUACAAUUAAGUGUUGCUGUUGAUGUUAGAAAUGUUGAAGGUGAAGGUGAUGAAGAAGAUGAAGAAUAA